GAGGCGCCCCUCCCGCGCCGGCGUCCUCGCCAUUGCCACUGCUUGUCGCCGAGCAGAGCGCGCCGUGGGAAGCAGAGCGAGCGAGGGAGAGAGAGAGAGAUGCCAAUGGAGAGGUCGGCGUCGUGCGCGGAGAGGGGAAGCAUGUACGGCGGCGCGGCGGGGGCGGACAUCCGGAGCUACAGCGCCUCCUACGCGCGGCCGGCGCCGGCGGCGUCGAGGGUGCAGCGCGCCCGGAGCGUGAGCUCGUGGACGCGCCCGGUGCCGCCGCCGCACGUGCAGCGGAGCGGGAGCACCAAGAGCGUCGCCGCCGGCCGCCCGGCGCCGGGGCUGAACCUGCGGUCGUACAGCGCGUCCUACGCGGCCUCCUACGGGCCCACCCUCGCGGCCGACGGCGCCGGCGGGCAGCUGAAGCGCUCCGGCAGCGUCACCAACUGGUCCUCCGCCAACCGCCGGUCCGUGAACCUCCGGGGGUACACCCCGUCCUUCGCCGCGCUGGACGACACCGCCGCCGCCGCCCCGGCCGCCGCGGUCCCUGCUGCCAAGAAGGCGGCGGCGCUGGACGACGCCGAGCUGCAGCGGCGGAAGCGGCUGGUGGUGUACAAGACGUACGACGUGGAGGGUAAGGUCCGGGAGUCGGUGCGCCGCGGCGUCAGCUGGAUCAAGGGUAAGUGCUCCCGCGUGGUGUACGGCUGGUGGUGAUCGAUCGCUCCGUCGUCUUCCACCCGGACGAUCGAUCUCACCACGCCGCCGCGCCAUGCCUGACGAUCUCCUGGUCCUGGAACGAGCGUGAGAUUUCGAUCGAUCAUGUGGUUCAGAGUGUACUGGUACUGCUACCACCUAUGGGUUGAGCGUUUCUUGGUGGAUGCUGUCAUCGUCUAUAGAGACUCUCUACUACUUGAUGUCUUUUUGUUCUUGGAGAUAGGAUAUGAUUUGAUUUUUUAGGAGUUCGAUUUGGUGGCAUGUAGCAGAGCAGUGGAGCUUCUCUUGGUGGUUUGUGAGGGAGGGUAGCUAGGAUACUCGAGGAGAAUGCUCCAGCAGGUGUUGUCCUUCCUGUACAGAUACCAUCUUUCCAGUGUACUUACUAGCAGUAUCUGGUUGAUGUAAUUUAGGUACUAUACAUGUAUAGAAUAAGUUUUGGUAAAUUACUACCGCUACAGAACACUUCUUCUUCUGUUA
Messenger RNA from Panicum virgatum (switchgrass), 1176 nucleotides. RefSeq lists its product as uncharacterized. Lineage: Eukaryota; Viridiplantae; Streptophyta; Magnoliopsida; Poales; Poaceae. The record is from RefSeq and is a predicted model, not a curated record. The transcript has a single exon. Bases 100 to 699 code for a protein of 199 amino acids.